AUGCGUCAAAGAAAGCAGCGUCUUCUUGUACCACAACAGCGGGUCAAGAAAGCAUGCAACUUACCCGCAUCAAAGGGAGUCAGUCGUUCAGCAAUCCCUCGGGCUAGUAAGCGUAAAGAGUCCAAUGAAGGCAGCGCGGUUAUUGCUAAGCAUGGGCCGCCACAGAAGAAGGAUGCACCUUCCAUGAUCGACGACGUGUUUUUAGCAGAUGAGCCCUAUAUAUCUGAUUAUAAACCUAGUGGCGACUCAGAGGCGGAUACUGACGUGGAAGCAGCGGAAACUGAUGACAACUUAGAAGGACCUGAGUCCAUCAUAAAGUUCCUGUCAGCUGAAACACCCAAAUUUGUCUUGACAUCGGAGGCCGAAAGGCGUGACUUCCCACUGACCCAACCGACCUGGCCUUGUACAUCGCAGAAAACUCUGUCCAAAUCAACUGUGGCUACAAAGACAAAAAUUCAGUUCUAUACACGUGGCCAUACUAGUGCGAAGUCUCACUCUGCACGUGAUCGUAAACGAGCAAAUGAGACACCUGUUUGGGUAGAUGAUUCCAAAAAUGUGGAGGAACUCAAAGCUGCGUCAGAUGAUGAUGACAAUCCCAAGUCUCCAAACGACAACUUCCUGGUAGACAAUGACAAUAAUGACGAGCAUCGUGGUCAUUUUGAGGAGCCCAAACUUGUACGGAGGGCAGACGCUGGAAAGUUAAAGCUAAUGGACCAAGAUAGCGAGACCCGUUGUGUCGUUCAACGAGCAAUACUGGAAGCCAAGGUUCAUAUGACCUUUGUCAAUGGCUAUCCAGACAUUACCGAGAAAAACCAGUUUACGCGAGAUGCGCUCUUAACUGCAGCUCGCACCUGCGGCAUCACACCCAUCUAUGAUCGCCUCAAGACUAACAACUCGUUGAUGCUCGAGUGCCUGCUUUUUCGCACUGAAUUGAAAGAUGAUGCUUGCGCACAAGUCACAGCAUAUUACCAUCUUGGUCCUGAUUGUGUUGAUACUGCUAAGGCUUUGCUGGCGAGCCAUGCUUACCAUUAUACGCAGCAUUUUGAUGAGAAAAAUGACCCCACCCCGCAGGCAAUGAAACCUUACUCUGCAGAUAUCAUCCCUUACCUAAUGAAAGGGCGCUACUUCAAUGGGUCCAAUGGCCUGAGGGUAACGAUUCCGAUGGUUGCUUUGACCAGUACUUCGGUGUAUGCUGCACUCUUGUGGAAGUCCAGCAAAUCUCCCUCCAAGUUCAAUUUCACUGGCAACCAGUUCAGCAAGGUCUAUGCUUUCCAUGUGAACUUUCUCAAUGAAAUGGAGGAAAAUGUGCCGAGCAAGUUCCAUAAGUUGAUGGCCGACAUUUUCGAGGCCAUCCAGAAACUCUGCUCUAAUGGCGCCACUGCCGUAGCAUCACACAAAGAUGUGAUGGCUUUCCUCGACCUUGAUGGCAUGGAUAAUGACGAGUAG
This is a messenger RNA of Suillus subalutaceus, 1446 nucleotides long. RefSeq lists its product as uncharacterized. NCBI's taxonomy places the organism in Eukaryota, Fungi, Basidiomycota, Agaricomycetes, Boletales, Suillaceae. The transcript is spliced from 12 exons. The record is from RefSeq and is a predicted model, not a curated record. The coding region runs from base 1 to 1446 and encodes 481 amino acids.